Brassica oleracea var. oleracea is the source of this 703-nucleotide messenger RNA. RefSeq names its product probable glycosyltransferase At3g07620. The transcript is spliced from 5 exons. The record is from RefSeq and is a predicted model, not a curated record. Gene Ontology annotation, molecular function: glycosyltransferase activity. NCBI's taxonomy places the organism in Eukaryota, Viridiplantae, Streptophyta, Magnoliopsida, Brassicales, Brassicaceae. The coding region runs from base 1 to 564 and encodes 187 amino acids.
AUGUGGAACUGGCACUACAAGAAAACAGCGAAGAAGGGACGUUUCGUCAGUGGAAACGAUGUUGAGAACCGGACGACGCUUGGGUUUUGGGCUGGUCAUAGGAACUCAAAGAUACGUGUGAUACUCGCACGUGUGUGGGAGAACGACACUGAGCUAGAUAUUUCGAACAAUAGGAUCAACAGGGCGACGGGGCAUUUAGUGUAUCAGAAGAGAUUCUACAGGACCAAGUUUUGUAUAUGCCCUGGUGGUUCUCAGGUUAACAGUGCUCGUAUUACUGACUCAAUCCAUUACGGUUGUGUUCCUGUUAUAUUGUCAGACUACUAUGAUCUGCCUUUUAAUGACAUUUUGGAUUGGAGAAAGUUUGCGGUUGUGCUGAGAGAGCGAGAUGUGUAUGACCUUAAACAGAUCCUCAAGAACAUAACACAGUCAGAGUUUGUUUCGUUGCAUAACAACUUAGUCAAGGUUCAGAAGCAUUUUCAAUGGAACUCGCCACCAGUUAAAUUCGAUGCCUUCCACAUGAUCAUGUAUGAAUUGUGGCUACGCCACCAUGUCAUCAAGUACUGAUCCAAGACUGUUUUCUUUUUCUUUUUUUUUCCUACCACGUAGAUACGGUCCCAAGGUAGUAUGUAUACCUCUUGUAAGUUUUUUUUAAAAUAUCAUAGCUUACGACCAGGGAUGUUAAUUUGCAGGCUAGGGCCUAACC